Hibiscus syriacus is the source of this 2533-nucleotide messenger RNA. RefSeq names its product anaphase-promoting complex subunit 4-like. Lineage: Eukaryota; Viridiplantae; Streptophyta; Magnoliopsida; Malvales; Malvaceae. Gene Ontology annotation, biological process: anaphase-promoting complex-dependent catabolic process; protein K11-linked ubiquitination; positive regulation of mitotic metaphase/anaphase transition. Gene Ontology annotation, molecular function: protein binding. The transcript is spliced from 18 exons. The record is from RefSeq and is a predicted model, not a curated record. Bases 90 to 2492 code for a protein of 800 amino acids. Gene Ontology annotation, cellular component: nuclear periphery; anaphase-promoting complex.
UCUCAUUGUUAGUGUCUUCUUCGUAGUGAUCCUAAACCCACUGGAGAAAAUUUAAUCGGAAAAGCUGCCUUAAGAUUGUUUUUUAAGUAAUGGAAACCGAUGAACCGCCACGCGUGCUUCCCUUUCAACUUCAAUUCGACAAACCAGUUGCCUCUCAGAUUAAAUUUGCGGAAUGGAAUCCGGAGAAAGAUUUGCUGGCUAUGGUUACUGAGGACUCCAAGAUUUUGCUGCAUCGCUUCAACUGGCAAAGACUCUGGACAAUUUUUCCUGGAAGGUGCAUUACAUCCUUAUGUUGGUGUCCGGAUGGUAAAGCAAUAGCAGUCGGGCUCGAGGAUGGCACAAUUUCAUUGCAUGAUGUUGAAAAUGGAAAGCUGUUGAGAAGCUUAAAGUCUCAUAUUGUUGCUGUCGUGUCCCUUAACUGGGAGGAGGAUGGACAAGUGAUUAAAGAUGAUUCUGUUAACAAUUCAACAUAUGAGGACCGAACUUCUCGUUUCUUCCCUCCUGCUCCAAGAGUUCCUCGGAUGCCUGGAUUGGUACCCGGGGAUACCGGCUUCAUGGAUGAUAGUGAAGAUUCAUUCCGUGAGCUUUCAAAUUCCUCAUACCAACGGUUUAACAUUUUAUGUAGCGGUGACAAAGAUGGAAGCAUAUGCUUUAGUAUAUUUGGAAUAUUUCCGAUAGGGAAAAUAAACAUACACAAUUUGUCUAUUCCUAUUCCCUUUGCAACUGAGCCAACUACAUACAGACUUUCAAAUGCUUCAAUUUCCAAGGUUGCAUUGUCAAAAGACCUUUGUCAUCUGAUAGUAAUGUGUUCUGGAGAACUUAAUCAUGAUGAGGUUGAAUCAGCUGAGAGACAGCUGGAUAUGCAUGGUUUUCAUUGCUUACUGCUUGAUACUUCUAUCUUUUGGAAGAGGAAAAAUGAACUCCAUCAAGUUGCCCAACAAGCUUCUAACAUUGAGGAUUUAAUUGAAGUUAUUCGCACAUCAUUAUCAGUAAUGUCUAAGCAGUGGAAAGAUGCCAUGCACACUUUUCAUGAGAAGUUUGAUUCUCUGUCUAGGUUAAUAAUUGACCAUGGUAACUUUCUGAUUGGAGUACUAAAAAUUUUAAUUUUCCAUUUCUGCCGCAUAUCCAUAUGUUUUUUUUUCUAUCACAUGCAUGUAGGGCUGGACUCAUCACCCCAAGAGGAGUUUCUGAGCCUCCUAGGUGGUGCCCGGACUAGUCCGCCAGUUCAUCAGUUUCUAGUUAACUCUCUGGGUGAAUUGGGAGUUAAGCGUGUGUCAAAGGUCGUUUGUGGUGCUGGAAAAGAGCUACAGCAUGUUGUCCUUGAUCAUCUUCAGCCUGCUGCAGAAAUUAUUUGUUUCAGGAUGGGAGAACUUAGAGGUCUUUCUAGAUGGCGCACUCGUUUUCAGGGUAUUGGCCUCGACGAGACUCUUAUCAAUAAUGCAACAGAAAAAUCUGGAAUAUUACUAGCACAAGUUGAGAGAUUUAUGAGGGUGCUUUCCUCUGUGGUACAGCAGUUUUCAAACUUCUUUAAUUGGUUGCUAAAGUGCAUAAAGCUACUUAUGCAAGAGCCAAGUGAUCAGCUUCUACCCUAUAACAGCGAACUUCUUGUUAUAUUCUUGAAGUUCUUAUAUGAUCAAGAUCCUGUCAAGCCCUUUCUGGAGCUGUCUGAAGUUGAUAUCGAAACUGAAAUGGAAGCAGUGCAAAGAGUUAGAGAAUUGGUUCAUUUUGGAGGAUUUUCUGAUUGUGAAUAUCUAAGGAGGACAUUAGCUGAAGAAUUUAAACAGAUGGAGUCUAGUUUCAAGGAGGCUUUCCUGAUGCCUUUUACUACAAUUUCAAGGAAGAUGGUUUGUAAGGAUGUGCUACCACUGUUUGCUCUACCAUCUUCACCUGCAUCUGUAUCUUUCAUGAUCCCCAUGUCUGUAACGUACUACAAGGGUGCCUCCACUGCUAUCUCAUCUUAUCAGACUCCUGAACACGGGUUUAUCGAUUAUAUUUCUUUCCAAAUCCAUGGUGACUCUUCCUCAAAUAUCAUUAAUUGUAUAGGUAUAUCAAGAGGAUUCAUGCAUAGUUUGAGCAAUCGUAUUGAGGAAUCUGCGUCUUUGGAAGCUAUUUUGUUGUCGGUUCCUGAUGGUUAUCACUGUGUGGAUCUAGCGUUAUAUAAGGAUGGUCAAAUCGUUUUGCUAUUGAAUGAAACUGCUGAUGCUUCCGAAAGCUCUGGAGAAUCUUGUAUGAUGAUCGUCCAAGCUAAUGAACUCCCAUUUGUGUCCAUUCCAAGAUCCAGUUGUGUAAACACCUGGAACCUAGAUCAGCUAAAGGACUCGAUUAUGCACCUACAACUGGAGAAUGAAAAGGUUCGAAAUAUCUCACACUCCGUAGUCGCUCCUCUGGCAGUUAGUGCAUCGAGAGGUGUAGCUUGUGUUUUUGCUGCAAGGAAGCGUGCCUUGGUCUACAUACUGGAUGAAGAUGAAGAUGAUGUUUCAGAUACUGAAUGACCGGUCCCUCUCUAACUGUUGUAUUGUUUGUUAAACUAUAU